AUGGCGACUGCAGACCCAGACAAAGACCAAAAAAAUGUACGGAUUAUUCAAUCGACAGAUGAUCUAGAUUUCGAUGACUUCACCUUAGUAUGGCUGGAUGCUCAGCUCGACUCCAACGAGGAUUGUCUGGAAACUAAAAAACGUCUAAGAGAAAUUCUUAAUACUCUAUAUACUUUUACCGAUGUGGAGGCAUGUCGAGCAUUUCUCGUCAACGGCAAUUCCGAUAACAAUCAUUUCUGCGUCAUUGUAUCUGGAACAUUCAGUUUAGAUUUGUUAGUCCCUACUGUAGUUGAUUUGUCCUCGGUCAUUAUCGUAACCAUAUACUGCUUUAAUUCAUCAAAACAUAUGGAUAUCAUCGAUCAAACACUAGAAAAGAGUAUUCAUCACAAAUUCCUUGGCGUAUUUACUGGGUUGGAAGAGCUUCUGACAACACUGAAUGGACGAAUUUCAAUGCUUCGCACUAGUCUUUCAAUCGGUAAAUCAUCCAUGUUUAGCAAGAGUAAUAGUUCAAUGAAAGACUUAUCGCAGGAAAAUGCGAUAUUCUUAUGGUUUCAUUUGCUCAUGUAUGCUCUCUUUCAUUUGCCUCGUAGUAACAUGACGUCUAUCCCAAUGGUGGAAUUCUGUCUUGCCUACUAUCAUGACAAUGAUGUCAGAUUGAAAGAAGUAGAAGAAUUUCGCAAAACGUACAGACCGGAUCAAGCUCUGAAAUGGUACACACGUGAUUCAUUUGUCUAUAGAAUAGUUAAUCGAGCACUACGGACACAAAACAUCGAUACUAUUUUCGUUUUUGCAUCAUUUAUUGGUGAUCUUCAUGAUCAACUCCGUUCGUUACACCAAGAAUUUCUUGACUAUGGCGCAGCACCAUUGUUAACUGUUUAUCGUGGCCAACAAAUGCAAAUCGAUGAAGUUCGAAAAAUCGUCAGUAAUAUCGGCGGUCUUGUUUCAAUGAAUACUUUCUUUUCGACCAGUUGCGAUCGAGCACUCUCGCGUAUCCUGGCACAAGCUGGACCAGGGCUUACUUCUGUCCUCUAUGAGAUUACAAUCGAUACCAAUGUGUCCGCUGCACCGUUCAGUAGUGUCAACGACCAUACCAACUUUCAAGGUGAAUUAGAAAUCUUAUUUUCAGUUGAUGCUAUUUUUCGUGUUGAAUCAGCUACUGAAGAGACAGAUGAACAUGAACAAGUGUGGUUAAUUAAGUUGUGUCUUGUUGACGAGCGUACCGAGCAAAAGCUUACAAAUUUGAUCGAUCAUUUCAAACGAAAAAGGAUUGGUGAAAAUAGCACAAUACUCACAAUUUCUUCUCUACUUGAGUACAUGGGCGAUGUCAAAGGCGCUAAUCGAUUCCUUUUACUACUGCAUAAGGUAUUACCAGAAAAUGAUCCGCUGCAAGCAAUUGUUUAUGGUCAAAUGGGUUCACUCAACAUUUACGAUAAAAAUUUUCCUGCUGAAAUGUUCUUUGAAAACGCAAUGAAUACUAUACGAAUCGGCACAAUCACUUUUACCAAAUAG
Molecule: messenger RNA, 1509 nt
Organism: Rotaria socialis
Lineage: Eukaryota; Metazoa; Rotifera; Eurotatoria; Philodinida; Philodinidae
Source: the annotation of a GenBank genome assembly